Molecule: messenger RNA, 687 nt
Organism: Ziziphus jujuba (common jujube)
Lineage: Eukaryota; Viridiplantae; Streptophyta; Magnoliopsida; Rosales; Rhamnaceae
Exons: 3
Coding region: 61-621 (186 amino acids)
Cellular component (GO): chloroplast
Source: RefSeq, a predicted model, not a curated record
AAACAUAAAUAAAAGAAAUAACCAAAAAAGAAAAAAAGAAGAAAAAAAAAGAAAAAAAGAAUGGCUUUGAUGAAUUUGAGUGCUAGUUCUCUCUACCCCAACGCUUCUUCUAGUCCUCCUCUUUCUCCUCCAUUUAUGAUCCCAAAACACAAAUACUUCUUUUCUUCUCCAUCUUCUUCAUUUAGAACACCUGCUCAGCCUGAGAAAACUGAAAUUGGAAUUGCACAGCAAGAACCUUCUUCUUUUUCUGAAGGUUCGUUAUCAUCUGCUCGUACACAGCUGGAUCUCUUAGAGCAACUAACUUCUACUAGCUCAUCAGUGGAUGGUUAUGAGAGUGAUGGUAGCUCUUGGAGGCCAACCAUUCGUGAGCAGCUUGCACAGCUGUUUGGUGACAGAGAUGAUGAAUUUAGCAUACCACUGGGAAAAAAUUUAAAGAAGGUGAGUGCAAAGUUUCUAACCAUCUCACAGAAGAGAAAUAUAAGAAGACAAGCUUACUUAAAUGAAGUAUCUCAGAGGAAUGAUAGUGUUUUCUUUGCUACAAUUGGAGCUUUUAUAAUUCUUCCCCCUGUUGUGAUACUAGGAAUUGCUAUUAUAACUGGUUAUGUACAGCUUUUUCCAUGAAGAAACACUAUAUGAUAUACUAUUUUUCUUAUAUAGUGGUUCAAAAGUGCUUCAGAUACCUUCAAA